AUGGAUUAUGUUGUAAAUUCUACAGUACCAAGAGACUUCCAUCUCCUCGCAUUUUCCAACUCUGAAGAACAUCAUCAUAUUAUUUUUAUUGGGCUGUUACUAAUGUACCUAUUGACUGUGCUGGGAAACAUGAUGAUUAUUGUACUUGUGUGUCUGGUAUCCCAGCUGCACACCCCCAUGUAUUUCUUCCUCUGCAACCUGGCAGUCCAGGAUAUUAUCUCUGUCUCUGCCUUCCUUCCCAAGCUGAUGGCCAUCACAUUUACAACGGGAACCAGCACUUCUUUUCCUGUGUGUAUAACACAGCUAUUUCUCUUUAUAACUUGCACUGAUGGUGAUUUUAUCCUGUUGGCCAUCAUGGCUUAUGACCGAUAUGUGGCUAUUUGUUUCCCUCUGCGUUAUCACCUCAUUAUGAAACCCGGGAUCUGCAUCCUGCUGGUGACAACAUCUUGGAUGUUCUGUGCCACCAAUGCAAUGUGCUAUUCUUUGCUUAUAUCUCAACUGUCAUACUGCAAGCUACUUGAUAUCAAUCAUAUCUUUUGUGAAAUUGUAUCCCUAGUACAGCUUUCCUGCAGUGACACAACACACAUACAGACAUUAUUAACAGUUGAAGCACCAUUAGUAGGGAUUUUUCCAUUUGGGUUGAUCCUAACAUCAUACGUAUACAUCAUAUAUACCAUCUUGAAGAUGAGAACCUCAGCAGCAAGGUUGAAGACGUUCUCCAGCUGUUCUUCACAUCUCACAGUUGUAUUACUGUAUGGUGGUACAUGCAUCAGCUUGUACAUGAAACCGGACUCACAAAACUCUCAAGAAGUAGACAAGUUGCUUUCCCUGAUGUACUUGGGUUUUGUUCCAAUGUUAAACCCAUUGGUGUACAGUCUCAGAAAUAGACAGGUCCAGUCUGCUGCAAAAAUAGUAUUUAACAAAUGUAUAUUAAAUGCUAAUUUAAAAUGA
Messenger RNA from Xenopus laevis (African clawed frog), 951 nucleotides. Its product is annotated as olfactory receptor 1-like. NCBI's taxonomy places the organism in Eukaryota, Metazoa, Chordata, Amphibia, Anura, Pipidae. The record is from RefSeq and is a predicted model, not a curated record. The transcript has a single exon. The coding region runs from base 1 to 951 and encodes 316 amino acids.